GCCACUCAACAUCGCAUCUUAAAAGGCUUACGUUUCGAAGCCAUGAAUGCGCGGCACGAUCAAAUCUCAAAGGCCCAUAAUGAGACAUUCGAAUGGGCAUAUACAUCGCAAUCAACAGCGGAUCACUCUUGCAAACAGUUCAAGUUCGCUGAGUGGUUACGGUCUGGAGACGGUCAUUACUGGAUUGCCGGCAAACCGGGCUCUGGGAAAUCAACGCUUGUCAAGUUUCUGUACGACAAUCCCCGCACACUCUUGGAGCUGGAAGAUUGGCGUGGGCAGAAAGAAUUAGUCAUCGCAAGCUUCUUCUUCUGGAACUCUGGUACAGAAGGGCAAAGAUCCGUAGAAGGCCUGCUCCAGUCACUUUUGUACGAAAUCCUAAGAAAAUGCCCAAAUCUGAUUCCCAUAGUAGCACCACAAAGAUGGCAAGAAUGGUCUUUGAACCACUCGGAAUCUGUACCCUGGUUUCAGAGGGAGAUGAAGGAUGCGUUUCGACGAAUUCAAGGGCAAGGCGCUAUAUUUGCAAAGUCCUGUUUUUUUAUUGAUGGCCUUGAUGAGUACGACGGAGACCAAUUAGAUCUCAUCAGCAUACUUCAAGACCUUACAUUAUCACCUGAUAUCAAGCUACGUGUCUCAAGUCGACCCUGGAACGUCUUCCAAGAUGCUUUCGGUCAGAACACUGAACGCAGACUCCUUUUUAAAGAUCUUACAAAGCCUGAUAUUGAGCGGUUCGUUCGCGACAAGCUGGAGUCUAGCCCGCAGUUUAAAUCACUAACAGCCAUGGAUAAUCGAUACGACGAAAUUGUCGAAGAGAUUGUGCAAAACGCUGAUGGCGUAUUCUUAUGGGUGUUUCUCAUUGUUCGAUCGCUCUUGCAAGGUCUGGUGAAUUGCGACCGACUCUCUGAAUUACAGCGUAGGAUACACAUGCUCCCUUCAACACUUGGAAAGUACUUCCUGCAUAUCAUUUCUACUACGGACGAGACCUAUUCGGAACGUGCAGCUGAGACUUUCGAAAUUGCUCUCAAAGCUAUCCGCCCCCUAGACCUGUUGAUAUACUCAUACCUCGAUGAAGAAGACCCAUAUUAUGGAAUCAACGCAGAGAUCAAGGAUCUGUCGCUUCAAGAGACGAUGCACCGAUUGCAAGCUAUGAAAAGACGCCUCAAUGUACACUGCAAUGGAUUGCUCGAGAUUACGAUCAAGUCUUCAUCGAAGCGGGAUGCAGUGCUCGAGAUGGUAAAUGAGGACGAUUUGCAAAUAGUUCGUCUUUUCCUUGAUAUCGGCGCCGAUCCUAAGGAGCAACAACAAGCAUGCGUGGCGUGGGAGAUUACACUUCAGAGGCUUGAGAAUCUGGCCAAAAGGGAUGAUAUUGUCCACUCCCGAAGAGAUGAAAUGCUGAAAUGCAUUGAGCAGUACCGAAGCAUAUUCCUAGCUUACGGCGUAGAACUGACUCCUACAAAGCCUUCCGUGGAUUUGAAUGCACAUGAGGAUGCUUGGGGUACGAUGCAUUCUCCGGAUUAA
This is a messenger RNA of Bipolaris sorokiniana ND90Pr, 1515 nucleotides long. RefSeq lists its product as uncharacterized. The coding region runs from base 43 to 1515 and encodes 490 amino acids. NCBI's taxonomy places the organism in Eukaryota, Fungi, Ascomycota, Dothideomycetes, Pleosporales, Pleosporaceae. The transcript has 2 exons. The record is from RefSeq and is a predicted model, not a curated record.